AUGCCCCACGCCUUAGCUCCAGUAGAGGAAGCCGAGAAUGACGCGCAAGAGCUUGAGCUCGGGGGAGAACCGGGGGAGGCGCAGGCUCUUUGCGACGAUAGAGAGAAUGGCGGAGGGGAGGCGGAAGGCGCGGGCGGAAGCGGGAGUGGCGGCGGAUGGGGGGAGCGGAGAGCGCAGCUGCUGCAGCUUGGAGCCGCGAGCUGGGACAGGCUGGUGCCGCGCCGAGUGCGGAGAAUCUUCGGGCAGGGAAUCAUGCCGCGCGCGUGGGGGUCGCAAGGGCCGAUAUUCGGGCUCGUGGAUCGGCAAACCACGCCAGCAUCGGCAUGGGAGUGGCUAGUGGACACGUGGAAGUCUCGCCGCGUGGGGCAGCUGGAUUUUCUGCGCCAUCCGCUCGUGCGGCCGGUGGUGCAGCUGCCGACGGAGGCGUUCGUAGGGCUGCUGUUCUGGACCAGCCUCAUGGCGUUCGUGCGCAGCGUGUACUGGUUCAUGCUCGCCGCGCAGGGCCUCACGUCGCACAUCCUCCUGCUUGGCUAUCUGCUAGUUCCGGGUCUCGUGCUAGGUCACGAGUUUCUACACCAACUGCUCUCCACCAAUCCGGUGCUCCGAGCGCUCCUCGUCUUAGGCGGCGUGGUCGGCGUGGGCGGCAGCAGGGAGGGCGUCGAAACCACUAUAUGGGGGGCGGAGAGUCGGGUUCGGACUCGCGGGGGGACUGCUGCUGCUGCAGGCGCUGCAGUUGGCGUUCGGCGGGCGGAACCCGCUGCUUGCGCGCUGGUGGGGGCUGCUGCUGCUGGCCGUGCUCCCGGGCGCGUGGGUGGCGGCGCUGCUGCUGUAUGA
Messenger RNA from Closterium sp. Yama58-4, 834 nucleotides. NCBI's taxonomy places the organism in Eukaryota, Viridiplantae, Streptophyta, Zygnematophyceae, Desmidiales, Closteriaceae. The record is from the annotation of a GenBank genome assembly.